This is a messenger RNA of Salvia miltiorrhiza (redroot sage), 995 nucleotides long. Its product is annotated as ATP synthase subunit b', chloroplastic. The coding region runs from base 250 to 885 and encodes 211 amino acids. The record is from RefSeq and is a predicted model, not a curated record. Gene Ontology annotation, biological process: proton motive force-driven ATP synthesis. NCBI's taxonomy places the organism in Eukaryota, Viridiplantae, Streptophyta, Magnoliopsida, Lamiales, Lamiaceae. Gene Ontology annotation, molecular function: proton transmembrane transporter activity. The transcript has a single exon.
AUAAAUCAUUAAAAAGAUAAUAUUCCUAAGUGCACGUGAGUAGCACGCUCUUCGAAUCCAAUAUAAAUUCAUUUUUUAUUCAAUUUCGAAAUCGAAUCACAACCUCUCAUCAAUCUGUGUGGCAGAGAAAGAGAUAGCCUUUUUUCCCCCAAGAUUUUGUUGCCCUCUUCAUCCCCAUUUUCACCCCAAAAAAAGAAAAAAGAAAAAAAGUAAAUCAAAGAAUCUCGUAGAAGGUAAAGCAGAGCAGCCAUGGCGAACAUGAUCAUGGCCUCUUCCCGAGCCCUAAUCACCGCUUCCAUCUCCACCCCCAAACUCAAACCCCAACAAUCCCAACCCCAAUCCCUCCCCAAAAUCUCGCUGCCGAACAAAGCCCAGCACCUCCUCUCCGCCGCCGCCGCCGCCGCAACCCUAACCCUAACCCACGCGCCGCCGUCUCUGGCGGCGGACAUCGAGAAGGCGGCGCUGUUCGACUUCAACCUGACGCUCCCGAUCAUCGCGGCGGAGUUCCUGUUCCUGAUGUUCGCGAUGGACAAGCUGUACUACUCGCCGCUGGGGAAAUUCAUGGACGAGAGGGACGCCGCCAUCAGGGAGAAGCUGAGCAGCGUGAAGGACACGUCGGCGGAGGUGAAGCAGCUGGAGGCGCAGGGCAACGCCAUGAUGAAGGCGGCGAGGGCGGAGAUCUCGGCGGCGCUGAACAAGAUGAAGAAGGAGACGCAGGUGGAGGUGGAGGCCAAGCUGGCCGAGGGGAGGAAGAAGAUCGAGGCGGAGCUGCAGGAGGCGCUCGCCAGCUUGGAGAAGCAGAAGGAGGAGACCAUCGCCGCGCUCGAUUCGCAGAUCGCGGCGCUCAGCGAUGAGAUUGUCAAGAAAGUUCUUCCCGUUUCUUGAUCACUCACUUUCUUUUUGAUUGAUGUGUUUUUCAAUCUAUAAACUAAAACUGUUCCAUAUGUAAUUACUGAUUUUUAUGUGGAAUACUGUUCGUUUACUCUGCAUGAUUG